Molecule: messenger RNA, 387 nt
Organism: Bradysia coprophila
Lineage: Eukaryota; Metazoa; Arthropoda; Insecta; Diptera; Sciaridae
Product: ATP-dependent DNA helicase PIF6-like
Source: RefSeq, a predicted model, not a curated record
AUGAUUAUCGCUAAGUUGUAUGACACAUGCAUUCGCGCGAAAAUUUUAAGUGGAGAUCACAAAGACAAAGAAGUUUUGAUAUCACGUUGCCGCAUGAGUACUGACUCGAGCGAUCUUAGUGGUAAACUGGAAAGAAUUCAGAUUCCAGUCAAAUUAGCGUUUGCGAUGACCAUAAAUAAAUCUCAAGGUCAAACGUUCGACUACGUAGGUGUGUAUUUGAGGAAGGCUCCAUUCGCACAUGGUCAACUGUACGUAGCUUUGUCGCGUGUCCGGUCAAAGGAAAGGAUGUUAAUUCAAGUUAUAUCGGAUGCACUGAUGGGGAAAUUAAUACCUGGAUGUGACGAUGUUUUCGUUCCCAAUGUAGUACAUAAAGACAUUUUUCAAUAG